CGCUCGGAUUGGUUUUGCUGACUGGGGGGAACAGCAGAGGAACGUGCCUCCAGCCCCGGAGGGAGAGCGUGGCUGCGGAGAGCUCGGCCGCUAGGCAGGAAAUGGAUUUCGCAGCAUGAUCGUCGCCGUGUUUGCUUCGGCUUCUUCACCCUCUUCUGCGAGAUUGAUUCGCGAGAGAGGCUGCCGUUCUCCGUAGGUUAACUUCAGAGUUGCAUUCAGAAUCUGGAGGCCUUUGGUUAACAUGAAGAAAAGCAGAGGACGGACAUGCCGAAAGAGACUAAGAAAACAAGCUAGAAAUUUUUCCUUAAGUGGUGUAAAUCUUGGACACAAACGUGAAUACAUACUCCUUAAGAAGUGGCUGAAAGAAAGAGGCUAUAAUGAUAAUCAGUUAAAGCCAGCACAAUUUCCAGAAACAGGAAGAGGGCUGAUGACCACAAAAACUCUUCAGGAAGAAGAGUUGAUUAUUUCAUUGCCUGAAGAAUGCUUGCUCACCACUAAAACUGUACUUAACAGUUACCUUGGAGAAUACAUUGCAAAAUGGAAGCCCUCCAUUUCUCCUUUGAUAGCACUCUGCACAUUUUUAGUGGCGGAGAAGUAUGCUAACAAGAAAUCUUUGUGGAAACCAUACCUGGAUCUCCUACCUGAAACAUAUACCUGUCCUAUUUGUUUGGAGCAAGAAACUGUGAACCUUUUUCCUGAGCCACUAAGAAGGAAGGUCCAUGAACAAAGAGAACUGGUUCAGGAACUGUUUGUUUCAUCCCAGCCUUUUUUCACUUCCUUGCAGCCUUUGUUUCGUAGAGAUGUGGUGUGUCUCUUCAGCUACACUAACUUCCAGUGGGCUUGGUGUACCAUCAAUACAAGAACAGUAUACAUGAAACAUUCACAGAGGGACUGUUUUUCUAGAGAGCCGGAUGUGUAUGCCUUAGCCCCAUACUUGGAUCUGCUAAAUCACAGUCCAUCUGCCCAGGUGAAAGCGGCAUUUAAUGAAAAGACAAAGUGUUAUGAAAUAAAAACACUUUCACACUGUCAAAAAUACAAUGAAGUAUUUAUCUGCUACGGAGCUCAUGAUAAUCAGCAUCUGCUUCUAGAAUAUGGCUUUGUUGCCAGCUGCAACCCUCACAGCACGGUGCAUGUUGGGACAAAUACCUUACUUAAAUAUCUUUUUCCAGAAGAUAAGCAGAGGCAGAUGAAACUUUCCAUUUUACAAGAACACAGACUUUUAGAUGAUCUGACAUUUGGUUGGGAUGGACCAUCUUGGAGGCUUCUUACAGCACUCAAAUUGCUAUGUCUUGAAGCAGACCAAUUUACUUCCUGGAAGAAAGUUCUACUUGGUGAGGUAAACUUGGAGAGGAAUGAAAAGAAGAGUUUGGACCUUGCAACAAAAAUAUGUAUGUCAUUAAUAGAAGAAACUCAGUAUGCACUUCAGAAGGUUUCUCUGUUAAAACAUGAUCAUGUGCACCUUGUAGACCAGCUAAGUUUGGUAGAGGCAUUGCGUACUGAAGACCUACAAAUCUUGCAACUGUCGUCUCAGAUACUUCAACGUUUACUUUCCUCAACUAUUUGAUCUCCUUGAAGUAGAAUUUAAUCUUGGAAUACAAUCUUCGAUAGGCAGUUAGGGCAGCUUUCAUAGCAGAAGCCACAAGCAUUAUUUAUCAUUUACCUCCCCCACACCCAAAAAAAUCAAACCAGCAUUUCUAGGGUAAGGGAGCACUAUAAAAAUGAAGAGAAGAAAUAGAAAUCCACAAAUCCUAAAAGUCCUUUCACUUAAACUAAAAGUUACAAAUAACUGAGGGAAGAUGCUUGCUGGACAGGAUGGUUUUGUAGUAGAUAACAAUGAGGUCAGAUGCUUUUGUCUGUAAAGACUAUUCUAUGUGCCUCAGUAGAGGCGGCCAUUUUGUCUCCACCAACUUAACCUUCAUCAACAGUACUGGAACAAGAAAAACCUCAGACUGAACAAUGUUCCUGAACUGGUUGUUGUGGGAAGAGGUGGGUUAGAUACUUAUUUUGGAAUCCCUAUUAAUAGUACAUUAAGAAACCAGGAGAGCUCAGUGUUAGUGUAAGAACCUUCUGGUCUAAUAUACUUCACUGUCAGGGGAGGAAGGCUUUGUAUUAAAGCAGAUCCCACUACCCUCUUUUAAUAGGGGAAUUCAGCAUGUGACUUGUUACUGUGUAUCGCUAAUACAAGGUCAACAAAUGUGUAUGUAUAUGCUAGUUUAUAUUAAACUUGUCACCAGUUAAAGGAUUCAUCUCAGAGCCAAGUGUUUCAGAGGUUUUUGCAGGCAUUUUAGAACAACUGAGUAAUUAAGGACAGGCAUUACAGUGUAGUGAACAUAUUGAUUUUUAACUUGAUAGCUUUACUUUUUAGUGUACCAGUUUGCUUUUACUUGAAACUCUGAAGACAGCUCUAUUGGUUCUAUAUAUAUUAAAUAUAUUUUUCAACAUUGUAA
Molecule: messenger RNA, 2447 nt
Organism: Varanus komodoensis (Komodo dragon)
Lineage: Eukaryota; Metazoa; Chordata; Lepidosauria; Squamata; Varanidae
Gene: SETD4
Product: SET domain containing 4
Exons: 11
Coding region: 242-1564 (440 amino acids)
Biological process (GO): peptidyl-lysine trimethylation; peptidyl-lysine monomethylation; peptidyl-lysine dimethylation
Molecular function (GO): histone H3K36 methyltransferase activity; histone H3K4 methyltransferase activity; protein binding
Source: RefSeq, a predicted model, not a curated record